AUGGACUUGGAAAAUGACCCUAAUGCUGCUGUGCUGAAGUAUUUGGGGAAUGGAAACUCAUCAAACAUUGUUCAUGGUUUGGAUAGCCGAGAGAAGAAUGGAGGAAGAAGAAGUCGAUUGCUUUCACGGAAUUACCGCGCCGAGAUCACACUGUCUAAGCUGAAGUUUUGUUCUCAAUUUAUUGGAUAUGAUUAUAAAACUUUACGAUGGGAGGAAUAUGAAAUGUCUCGAGAACCGUUCGAUUUUAUCGGCUCUAAUGGAGCUUUUCUUGGCUUAUCCUGUGACUCCACUUAUCUUGUUGCACUUCGCUUGUUUAGAUCAGAAGCCAUCUUGUAUUUUCUUGAGCUAUCUCCCACUAAGGCACUUCAGCGCAACUUUCUACUUUUGACUGAAAUUGAUACCUUUACCAGGAUUCGGAUUUACUUCCAGCAAUCUAAUCGCUUCAUUUCUUCUUUUAUAUACAACCAAUCAGAUUUGAUUUCUGCAUACGAGAAUGGGCUUUCUGAGUCUUCAACAUUCCUGGUCGUUACAGUAUUUCCUGAUCUCAUGCUUCGAUUAAGUUUAAGCUCAUCGGCCACAAUCGUUCGCCGGAAAAGUCCUAAGGGAGAUGGCGUUAUGAGGAAAUAUGGUUAUCCAAGUCAUGGUUGCUCAUAUGUGUUCUCUGGGUUCUUUCUUCAAGAUUUGUCACGAUUCUGGUCUUACUUCAUAUUCAAAUUCAUGCAGAAUCUGGAUUACUUGCGAAUUCACGCUAAUGGAUUUGUGCUAAAUACCGGUGUUACUCUAUUGAUGAUUCUCUUCUCCGAAACCGCACCCGCAAAAUUGAAAUAUAUGCAAAAGAUAUGGAGGGUAAUUAAACAAGAUAAAGGACCAGUACUCAGUGGAAAGUCUCAUUCGGUCUCUGCUGACCUAGGCGAAGAAAUUCGUGUGGACGCUUCUGUCGUGCAAGAGAAUGAAUUUGAAGGAAUGUCUUAUCGCUUAGUCGACUGUGACUCAGGAAGCUUUAACGAUCCUAAAGAAUAUUGCGGACUUCGGAGGCCACUGUUUGUGUCUCGUCACGUAGUGUGUAUAGAAAGCCUUAUCGAUAGGGCUGUCAUUGUGUUCAUUCGUCGCUCAAAACUUUUCAAAGGAGCUUGCUACAAAGGAAGCCGUGAUUACGAGACUGAUAUCAGCUAUGUAGAUGAUCAGGGAGUAUGCAAAAUAAUCACUGUUUGUGUAUGCGAAGUUCAAAUUCCUUUAAAUGGUGAUGGUGACACGAAAAAUGUUUUUUAUCUUUGCCGCGUCGACACAUCAUGGAGUGUAUUUCGUGGCUGGAUACCAGGUGGUACGUGCCGGAUAUUGAAAGAGCUACCUCACGUCCUGGCUUUUAACCCACGCGCUUGGUACCCUUACGCGAGAUUUCCGGUGGAACGGGAUGGAUAUGCUUACAACGUAGCGAAUAAAGUGAUGUUUUGCGAGCAGCCACAAAGACGUCUCACAUCUUAUCAUGGAGACAUAGAUGUAAUUCUUGAUUGUAUUGAUUAA
Messenger RNA from Necator americanus (New World hookworm), 1521 nucleotides. RefSeq lists its product as uncharacterized. The transcript is spliced from 13 exons. NCBI's taxonomy places the organism in Eukaryota, Metazoa, Nematoda, Chromadorea, Rhabditida, Ancylostomatidae. The record is from RefSeq and is a predicted model, not a curated record. The coding region runs from base 1 to 1521 and encodes 506 amino acids.